Phialemonium atrogriseum is the source of this 1110-nucleotide messenger RNA. Its product is annotated as orotate phosphoribosyltransferase. The coding region runs from base 103 to 804 and encodes 233 amino acids. Gene Ontology annotation, cellular component: cytoplasm. The record is from RefSeq and is a predicted model, not a curated record. Gene Ontology annotation, molecular function: orotate phosphoribosyltransferase activity. Gene Ontology annotation, biological process: pyrimidine nucleotide biosynthetic process; pyrimidine ribonucleoside biosynthetic process; 'de novo' pyrimidine nucleobase biosynthetic process. The transcript has a single exon. NCBI's taxonomy places the organism in Eukaryota, Fungi, Ascomycota, Sordariomycetes, Cephalothecales, Cephalothecaceae.
GGCCAUGGAAUUUUCUCCUCCCAAGGUGAUAUCUUUCUGAAUUAUCGUUUCCGUCUUGCCUCUUUUGUGCAACCAUAUAUACCUUCCACCAGCCGAGCAGAAAUGGCGGCUCUCACUCCGUACAAGGCCGAUUUCCUCAAAGCGGCCAUCAAUGGCGGGGUCCUCAAGUUCGGCAGCUUCGAGCUGAAGUCCAAGCGCAUAUCCCCCUACUUCUUCAACGCCGGUGACUUCUACCGUGCCGACCUGCUCCGGGCCAUCACGACGGCGUACGCGAAGGCCAUAAUCGAGGCUCGGGAGCAAGACGGACUGGACUUCGACAUCAUCUUCGGCCCGGCGUAUAAGGGAAUCCCUCUUGCAACGUCAACCACAGACAAGCUUGCCGACCUGGACCCGCAGACUUACGGGCAGAUAUGCUACUCGUUCGACCGGAAGGAGGCCAAGGACCACGGAGAGGGCGGCAACAUUGUCGGGGCGCCGUUGAAGGGCAAGAGAGUGCUCAUCGUGGACGACGUGAUAACGGCCGGGACGGCGAAACGAGAGGCCAUCGCCAAGAUUAGGAAGGAAGGCGGGACAGUGGUCGGCAUCGUGGUCGCCUUGGACCGCAUGGAGAAGCUGCCUUCACCCGACGGCGACGAUAGCAAGCCGAUGCCUAGCGCUCUUGGAGAGAUCCGCAAGGAAUACAACAUUCCCAUCAUCGCCAUCCUUACGCUUGAUGAUAUCAUCGCAGGGAUGAAGAGCUUCGCCAGCGAAGAGGACACCAGAAGGACUGAGGAGUACCGAGCGAAGUAUAAAGCAAGCGACUAGGUGGCCUCGUCUUGACGGUCGUCUGGGUGGCAGUUACCUUUCUUGCCAGAGCUGCCCGUGUCUCCCAGGCGGGUAUGCAGCUCCAAGUUAACCACUACUCCGACGACGGUUAUCCAAGCCGCAGGUUGAACCCCUACGUGAUUAUCCCAAUACUUGAACGUCCCGGUGUCCCGGUAGACCGAUCACUGCCCUGAACCAUCUAUAACUCCGGGACCCUGUCUAUGCAUGUCUAUCCCAAUUCUAUUCCCCGACCGUAGAACUCAUCCGAUGCUUUGAACCAAAAACACAGAAUCUGCAAUCCCCGGG